Messenger RNA from Ilyonectria robusta, 2569 nucleotides. RefSeq lists its product as uncharacterized. The coding region runs from base 130 to 2436 and encodes 768 amino acids. The record is from RefSeq and is a predicted model, not a curated record. The transcript has 3 exons. NCBI's taxonomy places the organism in Eukaryota, Fungi, Ascomycota, Sordariomycetes, Hypocreales, Nectriaceae.
UUAGGAUAAAUCUUGUGUUUCCCCCCCCCCCUGGUUCUUUUUUCCCACUGUUUUUUUCUUUCUUUUUUUUCCCCCGAUCCACUCUAUUUCAUCGACCUUCCUGAGCCGCUUUCUGACCUUGUCAACGAGAUGGGCCUAAUACACCCACUGCUUGUCGUCGGGAUGGUCGGGGGAAGGCGCCGCCCCCUGGCCGCCCUGGAUCUGAAAUCUGCGGAGCCCGGCUGGGACAUGGUGCAAGUUACUAGCAGAAUCCUGUCGUACCUCAACAAUAGCCAACGAUAUAUCGACCUUGAGCUGGCUUUGGCGGAGACAAUGCCCGAUGACGCCUGGAGCCGGGAUGUCGAGGCUGAAUAUUGGCUACGUGAAAAGGAUUUUAAGGCCCUUCCCGAGGAUUGCAGCGAGUCCAGGACCAAGGAGCUUGAAGCAGAAGUCGACCGGCUUAAACAUGAAUGCCUCGCAACCUACGUGCCCAAGUUCCCCGUGAUACAUACCUGUCUGCUCCUCGGCGCCAUCUCGUCCGACUGGGACUCUACGUUCCUGCACAGAGUUGGCCACCGGCCGUGGAACUCGGCGCCCGACUGGGGCGGCAAGUACAUGUGGCAGCCGGGAUGCACCGUCAUCGACCUAACCGACCGCGCCUACGCCUUUGUGCUACCGGCUGAGAAGUCGUGCUGUGAGGGGGACGACCAGCCAUACCCUGCACUCCAGCCAAUUUCCGGUCACCGAUGGCUAAGGGGGUUUGGCCUCCACAGUAAAAACCCCGACUCCGACGAGGUGUGGAUCAGUGGGGGCAAGACGGCGGCACCGGUGAUGUCGAAGCAGGCGCUGCAAGAGGUGUGGCCCUCGUUUCUGCCCGAUGAGAAGAACAACAAGGACAGCAGAGAUGAGCAGAGCAAAGACGAGGGCAACGAUGAUGAGCACGCAACGAGCGAUUGCGACGAAUUAGAAAAUGAUGAUGACGAGAAGGACAGCAGCGGGAGGGCUGAACAGGAAGCACCUGCAUCAAGGCAGCGCAAGAGGGAGCUCGAGGACUCGUCCGACGAACGCGUUGUGGGCAUUGUCGAUCAGCUGCUCGAUUCCUGCCCCAAAGAGCGGCUUCUAGUCCUAAAAGCGACACAAAACUUCCUGCCCGAGCUGGAACGCUAUACACGGGAGCAUCCAGAGCGGUUCGCGGCCGAACACCCGGGCACCGUACCGUUGCUUCUGGCCGCCUUGUCACAAGGCCGGGCUUAUAUCACACACCUCGAACUGAGCCGGUUUAAUGCUUUGUCGGGUGACCAGGUUGUCGAGCUGGUUGAAGCGGUCGUCGCUAGGAACGCAGGGAUGUUGAGGGAAGAGAAGAAGCCCCUGGAGCUGCUUGACCUCUCCUUCAACGCCUCGAUUACGCCUGACGAUAUAGUCUGCAUCCUAAACGUGACAGACCUCAAGGAGCUGCUCAUCUGGGACAAUCCGGGCUUGCCACUGGAGAAGGUGGCCAAGGUGGUGGGUGGCCGUGUUGCCAAGGUUACCACUCGCGCCGGCUUCCUGGCACCAUUGGAGAAGUGGGUAAGGCAGUGCCAUGAGGAUGCCCAAGACCCGGUCCGCGUCCAACCCGCGCCACCCACGGCGCCGACGCGGACGCGCAUCCGCCAGGUUGUGUGGAUGAUGCUCGUGACCCAAAAAGUCGACGACGCCUCGAAGCCGCCGACGGACUUGGAUGCCCAGCGCCGCGUUCCCCUCGGCACACUGAGCCUCGAGGACUUCGACACCGAGACGCUCGCCAUGAUGUUGCAUCCCAUGCGUCACAGGAAGGCGUACUCCCGAAAUGACCGCAAUUGCAUCUUUACCGAACUCGUCACUUUCCCGCACCAUGACGCCUGGACGCCGCUCGCCGAGUUGUAUACGUCUCUGGCGAGUAUCGAGAAGUUUAUGUCCCACAAGUCCAUCGUUGAGAAAGCGAAUGAUCUCAUAACCGAUCGUUGGCCACUGAUCUUCCCUCUUAUGAUGGCUACGGGAAACAUAGAAUCUGAGUGGGCAGUAUCGUCCCCCUUCCCGGCCGAGGCUUUCCACCUCGCCAUGCGGGAGACGCAGUCGUUUAAAAAGCCGAUGAGGAUCUACGGUCCAGACCCCAUCGUGCACGGAGAGCACACGCUGGUGUUUCUGCGGGAGCCGGAUCUCGGGCGCCUGCGGGUAGGGCUUGUAACGCGCGAUGCCGCCGGGCGGCUCGAGGUGCACGACCCGGCCGCCGCCGCUCGUGCGGCCGGCGAAGAGGAGGCAGCGGAGGCGUGGGAACGCGGCGUCGGGGCGCUGCCGGCGUGGACGGACAAGGGAGAAGAGAAGGGGCGACGGUACCGACGCAACACCAUGCUGCUCGACGCGGCCGCCGUUAAAACCAUGUGGGCUGCAGCUGCGGAGCUCGCCGCUCAUGAGUCCGGUGCCAAUCCGACUCACAUGUGAGGGUCGCUUCGGCAAGACUGAAAAUGGGACCAAAAGACUGAAUCGAACCGAUAAUAUAAUAUUUUUCAAGGAAUGUUGUUUCUAUACGCUAGGAAUCUACCUCUCUUUUAAUAUGAUAAUAAAUUGCCCCGGA